Molecule: messenger RNA, 1616 nt
Organism: Cannabis sativa
Lineage: Eukaryota; Viridiplantae; Streptophyta; Magnoliopsida; Rosales; Cannabaceae
Exons: 14
Coding region: 29-1312 (427 amino acids)
Source: RefSeq, a predicted model, not a curated record
GGUAAGGUGAGAGAGAGAGAGAAAAGAUAUGGCUAUGGCGGGAGGAGGAGCUUCUCUGCAUUUAAUUAACCCCAAGCCCACAAUUCCACCAAUGGCUUGUGCUCCAGGAACCAUACAACUUCCGGAGAAGAUCCGGAACUCGAAGGUCUUGGUACUUGGCGGAACGGGUCGGGUCGGAGGAUCCACUGCCAUUUCUCUCUCCAAGCUCUGCCCCGACCUUCGCAUUCUCAUUGGCGGUCGAAACAGGGAUAAGGGAGCUGCUAUGGUGGCUACUCUUGGUGGGAACUCAGAGUUUGCUGAAGUUGAUAUUGACAAUGUUAAUUCAUUGGAAGCAACUCUGAAUGAUUGUGAUCUUGUUGUACAUGCUGCUGGGCCAUUUCAACAAACACAUAAGUGUUCUGUCUUAGAAGCUGCCAUAAACACAAAGACAGCCUAUGUAGACGUUUGUGAUGAUACAUCUUACGCUCAACUUGCUAAAACCUUCAAGGACAGAGCUGUUGCUGCAAAUGUACCAGCUAUUACAACCGGUGGAAUUUAUCCUGGAGUGAGCAAUGUAAUGGCAGCAGAACUAGUUCGUCUAGCAAGAAGUGAAAACAAAUUAGAACCAGAAAGACUAAGAUUCUACUAUUACACAGCCGGUACUGGUGGGGCUGGUCCAACUAUAUUAGCCACUAGCUUUUUGCUACUUGGAGAGGAGGUGGUUGCUUAUAAUAAAGGAAAAGAGAUCAAACUAAAGCCAUAUACUGGAAUGCUCAACAUUGAUUUUGGAAGGGGCAUUGGAAAGAGAGACGUUUAUCUGUUGAAUCUGCCUGAGGUUAAAAGUGCUCAUGAAAUCCUAGGAAUACCGACUGUCAGUGCUCGAUUUGGAACUGCACCAUUCUUUUGGAAUUGGGGGAUGGAGGCCAUGACAAGUCUUCUCCCUAUGGAGUAUUUCAGAGACAAAAACAAAGUUCAACAGUUGGUUCAACUUUUCGAUCCCAUAGUUCGAGCGCUUGAUGGGUUCGCUGGAGAGAGAGUCUCAAUGAGAGUUGAUUUGGAGUUUCCAAAUGGGCGCAAUACUAUUGGGUUAUUCAGUCACAAAAGUCUCUCUGUUUCAGUUGGAACUGCAACUGCUGCAUUUGCUCUUGCUGUUCUGGAGGGAAGUACAAAGCCUGGGGUGUGGUUUCCAGAAGAGCCUGAAGGAAUUGCUGUGGAGGCAAGGGAAGUUCUUCUCAAACGCGGUUCACAAGGAACAUUCAAUUUUGUUAUGAACAAACCAGCUUGGAUGGUGGAAACAAACCCAAAGGAGCUUGGUUUAGGCAUAUACGUAUAAGGUUCUGAAAAGAAUCACUAGUAGUCUCCUUCAGCUCAUCCACUACCAUUCUCCAUGGUGGUGGAAGUUUAAAACCUUCUUAAAGAGGUUUCCCCAUUUUACACAACCAUAAUUGUUAGGAGAGAAAAAUAUGCAAUUUUUCAAACACUAUUAUAUAUAUAAAUUUAUAUAUAUAUAUAUAUAUAUAUAUAUAUAUGACUUGAAAGAUGGUUAUAAACAUAUACAUCGAUAAUAUACUUCAAGAAAUGUAUUUCUAAGAUAAAGAAACUUGAAUGGAAAUGAAAGGAGAAAUAUUUCAUUCAAA